AUUUGAGGCAGCGAGUGUGUCACGCCGUUCGAGCCACAACAGCCCCUGCCCCCAAGUUUGUAGCACUAUGUAAAGGCGCUCAGUCCACCAGAAUGACUCGAGAUGUGGCAGCAGACUCGGGAUUGCGAGGUCUUUGGUGUGCUCGUGUUGUGGAAAAAACGGCGAAGUGUCUCCGUUGACCUAUUUUUGGUAGAACGGGGCAAGGGCACGUCAGCUUCCCCGUGCCACUAGUUUUUACUUGUUUAUUUUUAUAAUUCGAUACUUGCUACUAUUAGUACCUUGACCUGAACCAUGGCCACUUCGAAAAGUAAAAUUGCCAUUGGUCUGUGUGUGGCGGGGCUUUUGAUGACGGUUUUUGGCAUCGUCCUAAUGUUUGUUGGACCUACUGUGGUGAACCAGCAAGUUGUUAAGAACGUUCAGAUCAACCCCAACAAUGAGCUGUCUUACACCAUGUGGAGAGACAUUCCAGUCCCCUUCUUUAUGUCCAUCUAUUUUUUUGAUGUCCUCAAUCCUGAAGAAAUCUUGAAGGGAGAGAAGCCAAUGGUACAACAGCGGGGGCCUUAUGUUUACAGAGAGUUCCGUCAGAAAACCAAUAUAACAUUUCACAGUAACAAUACAGUCUCGUAUCAGGAGUAUCGCAAAUACCAUUUUUUUAGGAACAUGUCUGUUGGAAAUGAGUCUGAUGAGGUCACUCUCCCAAAUAUGCUGGCAUUGGGAGCAGCUGUAAUGAUGGAAGACCAACCUAACUGGAUGAAGAUGAUUAUGAGUAUCACAUUUAAUCAGCUCAAUGUGAAGCCAUUUCUGACAUUAAGAGUGGGGGAUCUUCUGUGGGGCUACGAUGAUCCCCUUGUUGAUUUCCUAAGCAAGUGGUUUCCAGGCAUGAUUCCUUUCUCCGGAAAGUUUGGGCUCUUUGCUGAUUUCAACAACUCCAACACAGGUUUGUUCACAGUUCAUACUGGAGCAGAUGACAUCAGAAAAGUCCACAUGGUGGAUUCAUGGAAUGGACUGAAGAAGGUGAGUUACUGGAAUUCAGAUCAAUGUAACAUGAUUAAUGGUACAGCAGGACAGAUGUGGCCCCCUUUCAUGACACCUGAAAGUACUCUUCCAUUCUACAGUCCUGAUGCCUGCAGGUCAAUGGAACUGGUCUAUGAAAAACCUGGAGUGGUAUCCAGGAUUCCAGUAUAUCGUUUCGUUGCCCCAAAAACGUUAUUUGCCAAUGGAACUGUCUAUCCCCCAAAUGAGGGUUUCUGCCCAUGCAGGGAGUCUGGAAUACAGAACGUCAGCACAUGCCGUUACAGUUCUCCAACUUUCAUCUCUUCACCCCAUUUCUAUAAUGCUGAUCCGGUGUUGCUCCAAACAGUGGAUGGCCUAAGCCCUAAUGAGGAGGAGCAUGGGCUGUUCAUCGAUAUCCAUCCAAUGACUGGCAUUCCCAUGAACUGCUCAAUCCGGCUGCAGCUAAGCUUGUAUAUAAAGAAAGUCAGUGGCAUUAGUUUGACAGCUAAGAUUGCCCCUGUUGUCCUUCCUAUGAUCUGGUUUGCUGAGAGUGGUUACAUUGAUGGACCAGUCCUGACAACUUUCUACAACAACUUGGUGCUCAUUCCAUUUAUUUUGCAAACUCUUCAAUACAUGCUGCCUGUAGUUGGGAUCCUGCUACUAGUCCUCUCUUUAAUUCUGGGACUCUAUGAUAAGAAAGAACACUCGCUCUGGAUAGCACCCUCAAGAUUCUUCCUGGAGACAGUUGGGAGAGAUAAAUGAACACUCUGCCAGUGUCAUUUUGUGAAAGCAGAUCCAGAAUAUUGCCUUUUUAAUUACACACUUGAAUAUAUAUAUAUAUGCAUUUAAGUGAAAUAAACAUUAGCUAAAAUAAUUGUUUUUCUUUAUUAUAUCUCUGAAAGAGAAUAAAACAUGCUGUAUCAUUUGGAGUUCUAACUCUCCACUUCCAUGUAAGUUAAAUGUAAACUAAAUGGUAAUGUGACAUACAUUCCAUUGAUGUGACCUAAAUUAAGCUGACAUAAUUUGUCUCUCACAUAUUGGGUGUUAUCUUUUGGCUAGAAACAAGAUUUGUAAAUGCCUGUCCAUAUAAUGAUAGUACUGUGCCCUAAAUCAAGAAUUCAAGAUUAUUUUAUGAACAACAUUCCUGCCAUUUGGGUGCAAAAGAGAAGCAAAGACUUCUCACCAUCAUAUAGUGGCAUUUGGAAUGACCUGCCAUAUUCAGUUUGCAGACAGGAGAAAGCGGAGUUCUGGAUGAAAUUCAAGUGAGCAAGCCGGGUGUUAACUUUAGCAAGAAAAUAAUGUGGAAACUGCCAAGAAGAUAUUUUUUUUGUAGUUGAAGGUUAUAAAGUACUUAUCAAAGAAAGUAGCAAAUUAAAGCAGGGAGGUUGUUUGGUCGUGGGAUAUAUAACAGGCCUAUUUCCAAAGUUGGUUUUAUUUUGAGCAACAUGUUGUAUAAAAUGUAGUCAUCCUAAUUAACUUUGGCUUUACUUUGUCUAUUAAACUAAUUCUGCCAUAUUGCAACUUUUGUUGUCCAGAAAUUCAUCAAAGUCUAUAACAACCCUGAAGAUGAAGACACCGCACCAACAGAGAGAACUGCUCUUUUGCACUAAUUCACAAAACGUGUAAUGCUAUCUAUCCUCUAAUCAGGAACCAAGCCUUCAGUCACACUUAAGACGCUCCCCUGAUGUAUUCUUAUGAUAUAACAGAUGUGUUCUGUGGAUUUUUGACUAGGCUGACCUUCCAUCUGGGGAGUCUAGUGUACUUGUACUUCGCCAGAGGGCAUGAAAUGUAUUAACAUGAAAACCAAUUGCAAAAAAUUGCUUAACGUGACUAAAAUGAAAACCAUCAAGCACUUGUUGUAUACAAUAAGAAAGUUGCGUCUGCUACUGAUUACUGAGGCUGAAACUGUUGUUUCUACUGAUAUUUAAGACGGGGAGGAAAUAAAAAGCAGUUUUACCAUUGUUAAUAAAAUUGUGCAAAUA
Messenger RNA from Polypterus senegalus (gray bichir), 2975 nucleotides. It is a transcript of the gene scarb1, whose product is annotated as scavenger receptor class B, member 1. The transcript is spliced from 12 exons. The record is from RefSeq and is a predicted model, not a curated record. Gene Ontology annotation, biological process: cholesterol efflux; plasma lipoprotein particle clearance; cholesterol import. The coding region runs from base 292 to 1755 and encodes 487 amino acids. Gene Ontology annotation, molecular function: scavenger receptor activity; low-density lipoprotein particle binding; lipid binding. Lineage: Eukaryota; Metazoa; Chordata; Cladistia; Polypteriformes; Polypteridae. Gene Ontology annotation, cellular component: cytoplasm; caveola.